Neolamprologus brichardi is the source of this 1511-nucleotide messenger RNA. The record is from RefSeq and is a predicted model, not a curated record. Lineage: Eukaryota; Metazoa; Chordata; Actinopteri; Cichliformes; Cichlidae.
AUGAAUGUUAGAAAAGUAUUCCCCAGUAUUCCAGAGCAGCCGGGAAUGCUCUGCCCCGGAGAAGACACUCGCUGCGUAAGUCACAGUAUAUCUCCGAUAGGCUGUCUGCUCGUCUUCAUCCCUCCAGUGGACAAGAUGGCGGGAUUGUGUGCUUUGGCCUUUGCAUCUGGAGAAUCGAUCUACCGACGGGGGGCCAGAAGAUGGAGGAAGCUCUACCGAGUGAACGGACAUCUCUUCCAGGCCAAACGCUUUAACAGGAAAGCCUACUGUGCCCACUGUAGUGACAGGAUAUGGGGGCUGGGCAGUCAGGGCUACAAGUGUAUCACCUGCAAACUGCUGGUCCAUAAGCGCUGUCACAGACUCAUCCCUCAGACCUGCCAAAGGCUUAUGGAUCCAGUCAUGCCAUCACAGAAGCCCCCUUCAGAUGCCCAGAGUGCCGAGGUGGACCUUCCACUGGAUGACACAGAGGACACAGAUGGGAUACCGUUUUUACCACACAACUGCGCAGUGAAUAAAGCAGAAGACGAGACAGAGGACAUCAAAGCAGUAGUUGAUGGCAUCGAUGGCAUUAAGAUAUCCCAGGGACUGGCUCUUGGGCUGGCUGACUUUGACCUGAUUCGAGUAAUAGGACGAGGCAGCUAUGCCAAAGUUCUGCUGGUGCGGCUAAAGAAGAACGAGCAGAUGUACGCCAUGAAGGUGGUGAAAAAGGAGCUGGUCCAUGAUGACGAGGAUAUUGACUGGGUGCAGACAGAGAAGCAUGUUUUUGAGCAGGCCUCGACCAAUCCCUUCUUAGUUGGCCUCCACUCCUGUUUCCAGACAGAAAGUCGGUUAUUUCUAGUGAUCGAGUAUGUGAACGGUGGGGAUUUGAUGUUUCAUAUGCAACGACAAAGGAAGCUCCCGGAAGAGCACGCAAGAUUCUAUGCUGCUGAAAUCUGCAUCGCUUUGAACUUCCUACAUGAAAAGGGCAUCAUCUACCGUGAUCUGAAGCUGGACAACGUGCUCUUGGACCACGAGGGACACAUCAAGCUCACAGACUAUGGCAUGUGCAAGGAGGGGAUCAGACCAGGUGAUACCACCAGUACUUUCUGUGGCACUCCAAACUACAUAGCGCCUGAGAUCCUGAGAGGAGAAGACUAUGGCUUCAGCGUGGACUGGUGGGCUUUGGGCGUGCUGAUGUUUGAGAUGAUGGCUGGAAGGUCCCCGUUCGACAUCAUCACUGACAAUCCUGACAUGAACACAGAGGAGUACCUCUUUCAGGUUAUUCUCGAGAAGCCCAUUCGGAUCCCAAGGUCUCUGUCGGUGAAAGCUGCCGGCGUGCUCAAGGGCUUUCUAAACAAGGAUCCCAAGGAGCGGCUGGGUUGUCAGGUCCAGACAGGCUUCACAGACAUCAAGUCCCACACGUUUUUCCGCAGUAUAGACUGGGAACAGGUAAGAACUAAAGUCUGAGUGAAAACGCAUCGUUGUGUAUUAAAGUUAUUUCAUCUUAAACACAACAUACACACUGCAGUCUC